UUUCUUUCUUUGAUUUUUCAGGUUGAGUUGGGAAAAGGCAGGAAUAUUACAAUUGUAACUGUACCAAGUGCCACCCGCUGGCAAGAUGUUGUUCUUGGCAGGAUGAAAUGGGCUACCCUCACAAUUGAAAAGACGAUAAAUAAAGAGGCAGAUUACCUGUUUAUGAUGGACAUAGACAGCGUCUUCCACAACCGAUUUGGAGCGGAGUCUCUCAGUCGUCUUUCAGCUGUACUUCAUCGUGGCUACUACAAGAACACACCAAGGGACAGAUUUCCUUACGAGCGUCGGCCACUAUCCAAAGCCUACAUACCUGCUGGGGCAGGAGACUACUACUACACGGCAGCUGUCUGGGGUGGAUACCUGGAGGAUAUGUACAAGCUUGUCAAGUAAGAUAAUUGCAAAUGACAUUUGCCUUUAAAAUCGAGUUUAUCGAAACUCUUUCAUUGCAGAGGUGUUGAGACAAAGACAUAAAACUUAAGAUAAAAUUAUUUGUUACAGCCCUGUAUCCCCAAUUACCAAAAAAGUGCAGCAAGCUCUCAUCAGAAAUGAGGAAAAAAAAUGAGCAAAAAU
Messenger RNA from Cyprinodon variegatus (sheepshead minnow), 570 nucleotides. Its product is annotated as globoside alpha-1,3-N-acetylgalactosaminyltransferase 1-like. The transcript is spliced from 3 exons. Gene Ontology annotation, molecular function: hexosyltransferase activity. Gene Ontology annotation, biological process: carbohydrate metabolic process. Gene Ontology annotation, cellular component: membrane; vesicle; Golgi apparatus. Bases 103 to 390 code for a protein of 95 amino acids. The record is from RefSeq and is a predicted model, not a curated record. Lineage: Eukaryota; Metazoa; Chordata; Actinopteri; Cyprinodontiformes; Cyprinodontidae.